GAGGGUAGGCUCGUUACGGGUGCACAAAGGUCUCAAAGGCCCAAUUGACUGGUACCCUCUUAACUGGAGUUAUCUAUCCCUUGUGACGUUGCUGGCCGCAUGCUCUUUCACAUGUUACGACGACAAGUUGACGCUGUUGAUCAUCGAUCAAAGCUCCGAGCAGCUUAGGUCGUUUGCGGUAGCUUAUCUAUUUUAUCUUUAACCACAUCGUACCGCUACCCAGACAGAUGCCUCUCUAUCUCUGUGUUGACUGUGGAGGAUCCAAAACUUCAGCAGUCAUUUGCGACGGUGAUGGUCAAAUUAUAGGUCGUGCAUACGGUGGUUCAUCCAAUUUAGCCUAUGUUGGCUUUGAGGCUUUCAUGAACGCGAUUCGAAUUUCGGUGGGCGAUGCCCUCAAGACUUGCGUUUCACCUCCAUCCGUUGAGCCAGUCUCACUUCCACCAUCGAAUCUCACUUUUGCGGCAGCUUGGCUUGGGGUCUCUGGCGUUGACUCACCCGCAGCCGUCGCAUCCAUCUUGCAGCCUCUCUCGGAUCUUCUCGGUAUCCCAAUGGGACCGAAACUCGCAGUUGCAAAUGAUACUCAUUUGCUUGCAUCACCGGUGCAAAGGUAUCCAGACGUGACGUCUGCUGUCGCCGUAGUUGGAGGAACAGGCGCAACCGCUGCCUCCUUUAGAAAGGCAGUUGGACAGUUGGAAGAGGUAGGCAGGAUUGGUGGUUGGGGAUGGAUUCUGGGAGAUGAAGGUGGUGGUUUUAGUGUCGGAAGAGAGGCCAUUCGUUACAUCCUAGCUCGCAAUGACAGAGAUUCCGUCAAACGACGCGGCUCUUUACCACUCGCCAAGGAAGGCUCCCUUGAAGACCGCAUAUUACGAUACUUCAGUUGCAAUACCAUUAUGGAACUUCUAAACGAAGUACACGCUGCCGAUCCAGGGUCCAUUUCAUCGUCAGCUCCUACCACGCAACUGACAGCGCCCCAUUUGUCCCUCACACGAGAAAAACGCUUGUCAUCGUUGUCGCCAUUGGUGUUUUCCGCUGCUUUCGAGAACAAUGAUACAGAAGCAUUGGCGGUUCUCCAACUUUGUGCGGGAAUGUUGGCGGACCAAAUCGCCGUCCUGGUGGGAGAACGCACCGAGGAACAACCUGGACUUGUCUCAGCCAAUGAGAGUGUUCUGUCAUUUGGAGGCUCUUUGGUUGGCCUCAAAGUAUAUCGGAAGAUGGUUCUGGAUGCUUUGACUGAGAAGGGUCAUGUUUUCCGACGAGUCGAGUUUGUGGACGAUGCUGCUGCUUCUGGUGCUCUGGCAUUGGCUGUUCGGUACAAGUCCAAUGCUUAAGAUAUAUGGAAUAGUAUUCUGUAAACUAUUAGACUAUGUGUUUGUAUUCAUAAGGAAGGUUUGUGACUGCCGUUAGUCAUUGUCAGCGUC
Molecule: messenger RNA, 1418 nt
Organism: Marasmius oreades (fairy-ring Marasmius)
Lineage: Eukaryota; Fungi; Basidiomycota; Agaricomycetes; Agaricales; Marasmiaceae
Exons: 1
Coding region: 228-1328 (366 amino acids)
Source: RefSeq, a predicted model, not a curated record